UGUUGUGUGUGGUCAGACACACUCCUUACAGCUUCAAUGAGAAAGUAGUUUUAAGGCACUCUAAAAGAGAAUUUAGCCUUUCUCUGCUUGCUAUGGCUCACCGUCUGUUUGAAGGCAAAGCGCAUGCUGCCUCAUAUUGGAAGUACAGGAUUUCUCCAUCGGAUCACCUGAUUCAGCAUGUGCUUAAAUUUGUGGAAAAACAGAAAGGUGGGCCCUUGUUGCUGGCCGUGGAUGUGGGCUGUGGCUCGGGGCAAGGCACGGUGAUGCUUGCCAAACACUUUGCUUCCGUGGUGGGCACGGAUGUGAGCCCUGCCCAGCUGGAAGUGGCUUUGCAGUACACUCAAGAAUCAAACGUCACGUACAGACAAUGUGUGGCUGAGGAGCUUCCACUUGCUGACAGCUCGGUGGACCUGAUAACAGCCAUGUCGGCCUUCCACUGGUUUGACAGAACACGCUUUCUUCAGGAAGUCGACAGGGUCCUGAAGCCUCGUGGCUGCUUGGCUCUGCUCAACUACACCCUUGAAAUGGAACUGGACUACCCAGGCUGCUGCCUGCAGUCACUCAACCAAGUGUGCAAAGAGUUCUAUACAGCUUUGCAUCCGUACCGCAGUCCUCUCCUUGGAGCAAGUUCUAUUGAGUUGUACCGGGAGGCCUACAAUUCCAUCCCUUAUGCUGACAAAGAGUGGAAUGAGAGUGUGUGGGUGAAGAGGCCCAUGCCCCUGUGCAGCUACAUGGGAUUAGUGGAAUCUUUCUCCAGCUAUCAGGCUUUGCUGAGGGAAGACCACCAGAAGGCCGUCAGGCUCUCACAGGACAUCUGUCAAAGGUUGAUGUCCAUCAUGAAGGUGACCUCUGCAGAGACAGAAGUAGUGCUGGGUGUCAAUUAUUUCUACAUGCUGGCUAGCAAAAAUGACCCAGAUGAGAUGUAGAAAAGGAGCAAUGUAAAUGCAGUGUCCUGUACUGACAAUGUACAAUGUGCUGUGUUUUAGCGAUAUAAAGACAGAUGUCUUUUAGGAAUAGCUUGUUAUUUGGGCAAAUAAAU
Phycodurus eques (leafy seadragon) is the source of this 1039-nucleotide messenger RNA. Its product is annotated as putative methyltransferase DDB_G0268948. The record is from RefSeq and is a predicted model, not a curated record. The coding region runs from base 93 to 926 and encodes 277 amino acids. The transcript has 6 exons. NCBI's taxonomy places the organism in Eukaryota, Metazoa, Chordata, Actinopteri, Syngnathiformes, Syngnathidae. Gene Ontology annotation, molecular function: S-adenosylmethionine-dependent methyltransferase activity.